Molecule: messenger RNA, 1383 nt
Organism: Cutaneotrichosporon cavernicola
Lineage: Eukaryota; Fungi; Basidiomycota; Tremellomycetes; Trichosporonales; Trichosporonaceae
Gene: TRP4
Exons: 3
Coding region: 1-1383 (460 amino acids)
Biological process (GO): L-tryptophan biosynthetic process
Cellular component (GO): cytosol
Molecular function (GO): anthranilate phosphoribosyltransferase activity
Source: RefSeq, a predicted model, not a curated record
AUGCCCGCCACCGCAAACGGAUCGGCCACGGACUACUCCCCGGAGACCUUCAAGCACCUCUUGAAGAAGCUUGUCCAGAGCCCCACAGAGUUCACCGCUGAGGACUGUGGGCAAGCGUUUGAACAUCUCGCGCGUGACCGCGCCGCGCCGUCGCAGGCCGGCGCUUUCCUCACAGCCCUGACGCUUUCCGGCCUGGACACGAGUGCUUCUGUUGUCGCGGCGUGCGCGGACGUCAUGCGUCACCACGCCGUGCCAGUGAAUAACGUCAAGGCGGAGCCUGAGAAGCCGCUCGCCGGACACGGCAUGUGGGACUACGGUCACUCUGACCCCGAGGGCGACGGGUACACUGGUCUCGUCGACAUUGUCGGUACAGGCGGUGACGGCUGGGACACGUACAACGUCUCCACAACGGCGGCCGUGGUUGUGGCAGGUACCGGCCUGCGCGUUGCCAAGCACGGCUCACGUGCGGCCACCUCGACCUCUGGGUCCGCUGACCUCCUGAUCGCACUCGACUGCAGGCUCUCGUUCCCCGUGGAGGCUCUCAAGGACUUCCUCCCGGCUUCUCCCUUCCUCUUCCUCUUUGCGCCCCAUUACCACCCGUCGCUGGCACACAUUGCCCCGAUCCGUCGCCAGCUCAACUUCCGCACCGUAUUCAACGUGCUCGGCCCUCUGAUCAACCCAGCGCGCCCUCAGCGCAUGGUCCUAGGUGUCGCCAAGUACGAGCUCGGCGACACUUUUGCAGAGGUUCUCCGCCUUCUUGGCGUCGAGCGGGCACUCGUUGUUUGCGGCAAGGAGGGAUUGGAUGAGGUCUCGAUUGCUGGGCCAACCUGGAUCUGGCGGCUCGAGGAUGGCAAGAUCCACCGUGGCGAGAUUGACCCUGUCAAGGACUUUGGUCUGCCCUACCACCCUCUGUCGGCCGUUAAGGGUAGCACGCCCGAGGACAACGCGCUGACCUUCAACGCGAUCAUGGACGGUACAGCGCCACCCCCUCACCUCGCGAACCCAGCGGGUCCCGACGCGCCUUCGAUGGAGGCGAUCACGGACUACAUCCUGAUCAACGCGGCCGUGCUUCUGCACAUCUCGGGGCGUGCCAAGACGUGGCGCGACGGAGUUGCGCUAGCGCGUGAGAGUAUUGAGAGCCGCGGCGCACGCGCAGCGUUCGACGGCUUCCGCAACGCGAGCAAGCGUGCGAUGGGCGAGGAGGAACUCGACCUCCCUGUGCUCGAGGACGACGGUGGUGUCGCGGCUCGCAACGGUUUCGUCAAAGCGUGGCUCCAUCGUCGCAGGAGUGGACACUCGACACCUGUCGAGGACGACAGCCCAGACAUGCGCGCGCUGCGCGCGUCGCUUCCCAGACUCGAGGAGGCUGCUCACGCCGAGUAA